Punctularia strigosozonata HHB-11173 SS5 is the source of this 516-nucleotide messenger RNA. RefSeq lists its product as uncharacterized. The record is from RefSeq and is a predicted model, not a curated record. The annotation marks the transcript as partial. NCBI's taxonomy places the organism in Eukaryota, Fungi, Basidiomycota, Agaricomycetes, Corticiales, Punctulariaceae. The transcript is spliced from 2 exons.
CAAGAAGCAUUCGACAGGCAGCUUCUUCGCGCGUUUGUCUCCGCGGGCUGGCCCUGGUCUUCGAUCGGAGAUCCGGAGGUCCAGGCACUCUUCCAUAAUUAUGUACCCGGUGCACAACUCCCCUCUAGGCAGCGACUAUCCGGGUCUCUACUUGAACGGGAGGUUGGAAAGUCUCAGCAGUCAUGGAUUAUGAAGAAUAGCAGGUCGAGCACCCCUGUGUAUGCGACAAUUCAAUGUGACGGAUUGAAGGACAGAUCAAAGAAGCAUAUUCUUGCGUUCACACACACAGUCAACCGUGAGGUACGGGUCGGCAGCAUCUAUGAUCUCUCUGCCGAGCGCAAGACCGGAGAAAAUUUGUAUAAGCUGAUGGAGAAGGAGAUCGAGCACUGCCGGGAUGUUCUGAAGCUUGCGGUGAUUGGGAUUACUGGCGAUGCGGGUGGUGAUGAACGUAAGGCUCGCGCUUUAGCUGCAAAGGAGAGUCCGUGGAUGCUAUUUGCAGACUGCUGGGCACAUCAG